Messenger RNA from Hordeum vulgare subsp. vulgare (domesticated barley), 739 nucleotides. RefSeq lists its product as uncharacterized. The transcript has a single exon. The record is from RefSeq and is a predicted model, not a curated record. NCBI's taxonomy places the organism in Eukaryota, Viridiplantae, Streptophyta, Magnoliopsida, Poales, Poaceae. The coding region runs from base 142 to 480 and encodes 112 amino acids.
CCAGAGCCACAGUUUCUCAUACACCAUCUCACAUUUCACAAGUCUCUCGUCAAUCGUCGUCUCUCGCCCUCAUCGAAGCAAAGCAGGUUACCCACCCAGCUGCAGAAGCUUUCGAGCGAAGCAAAGCGUACAGCUUAAUCGAUGGCCAUGGCACCGACCGCGUCCGCCGUCUCCUUCUCCGCCCGCCCCUCGACGGUCCGGCCGCGCGCCGCCGCCUCGGCGGGAGCCGGGCGGGCACGCGCGGGGCCGCCCCAGGGAGGCAAGUGGUGGGCCCCGCUGGUCGGCUGGUCCGGGAAGGCCGACUACAUCGAGGCCGCGGCGCCGGUGGUGGCCGAGGAGGAGAAGCCCGGGAGGUCGUUCGUGGGCGGCCUCACGGAGGAGAAGGCACGGCAGCUGCGGGCCCGGAUGUCGGAGACGGAGAGCUUCCACGACGCCAUGUACCACUCCGCCAUCGCCUCCCGCCUCGCGCGCUCCACCUAGGGAGCAGGAGAUCCGACCACCAACCAACCAACUCGCCGACGCGAAGCCGCUGUACAUAGUGUUUCGUCUCUGGAUCUCCCUGUCCUUGUGGGGAGUCCUUGUUGUUCUAGUCAUGGAGGAGUUGUCAUAGGAGAGGGGGGAAGGGAUCUUGUUUUAGGGUUUGUCCCUUCCCGUCGUCUCCGGCCACCGCGAUGCUCCCCGCUCUUCUUUUGCUUCUGUAAUUAGUACAAGCUCGGAAUCUGAUGUUUCGGUUCAGUUC